UGCAUUGAUCGCAUCAAGGACCAAGGACCGAGGACGUCGGCAAGCUCUCUCCCCCCUCCUUCCCCCGGUGCUUUGCUGGCUGCUUUGUGCAGGCCGGUUGGUCCCAGUGCCUAAAUAUGCGUGCGGUGGGCCGAUGAACCUGGCCCCAUCGGAUCUCAUUCGUGACGUUGGUGGUAAUCGUCACCGGCGUUCCGUGGAAUCACCCUUCUCGCAAUCUUCCGCCUGAACCUGUACCAAAGGCGCUCACAUCCCCUUUCAUUGCACACUUAGGUGCACCACAACGAGCUACAUGCUCUCACCGUCGCCCUCGUCCCAACUAGCACGCAUCGGGAUAAACCUGCCAUUAACGCGUUGGAAACAGCAGCAGUAGCAGAAAAACGCACGGCAGGCCCACUCCUUUCUUGCAGCCAUGGCGAACUUGAACUCUGGGCUAGCCCAAGGCGGCCACAGCCCAAGCACAAAUAUUGCACAGUGGACACAUGGUAUUCAAUGCAUUCCUGGCCUGCCCAUCGCGGAAGCCUUGGCCAACCUCGGCACCUGGCCCCUCCAUCCGGUCCUCGAUGCCGACAUCGACGCGUCGUCAUCCUUCAGCAAGCCCCAAAGCACGACGGGUCGGAAGGUCACAGUGUCAUACUGGCGUGCGAGAACGGCGCUUGAGGACAGCACAGACGGGACUUCCACAGUAGAAGGGAUUAUUUCGUCGCAGCAACGCGUCAAUCUCAACACGGCUGUCGAGCAACUGCAGACCAUGCGCUUUGCCGAGGCUUGCAUUCUGGCUGCCCUCGAACGAAGUGAAGAGGCGAAGCGCAACGGACGCAGCGAGGGACAACGCCAUGGGAAAGGCGAGGCGGAAGAUGCACAGCCAUAUACAGAGUCGCAAACAGAGAAACACGCGGAUGUAGAAAGCGGAAAAACUGCAUUUGCGCGGCAAUUCUUACAAGAUCGUCUACUCUUUGCUGUGCAGGAGGAUGAGCAGCCAGAGGACGAGGUGCAUCAUCAACAUGUCCUCAGGCACGCACAAGGCAUGUACUCGAAUACGUUACCCACCGGCGCAAAAAGGCAGGCCAAGCGGCGGCGAACCGAUACUAACUCCGGUACGAGAGGGCAGACACAGCCAAGGACACAGUCUCUGUGGCUCUUUCGCGUCUGCUUCUACGACUCGACUGAGGGAGCCGCUGUCCCUCCCGCGAGCGCAAGCUUGUCCUUCUGCGAUGCUGUCCUGCGCUUGUCCUCCACCUUGCCCGAUCAAGCCGAUCCGACAAAUUUCUCACACACCCCAACAUCAGCGAAACAAAGGCAGCGGCCACUGUCGCAGCUGCUGUCGCCAUCCGAGCAAUUUCAACUUUCCGCGCUCGAGAAAGCGUGUGCAGCUCUGCAGCACGAGCUCCCGCUUCUCAUGCUCGAGACAGAAAAGCCGGACCACACGAUCACGCUCGAGGAGCUGAGGAACGAUGCGCUCGUGUGCGACGCGUUGCAGCGCGCUCUGCAUGGCGCCUUCGUUGCCUGGGCCUUGCAUCGGCAGCACCACCCUUGCAAACCCCUGGACCCGUCUGGCGCGUUGGGUGCGCAAAGAAAUCAGGCCGCAGGCGAUGGCCUCGAUGUUGAUAAUCGGGGAGACACGGGGGAGGAGGAUGUAUAUCCCGUUCGCUGGCGCGACGGUAUACUGCUGCGACCUAGAUUCCGACCACCUCUGAGGUGGCCGAGGCACAGUACGUACGACGAUCAAGAAGAGAGAGAUUGUAACAUCGGAAGGAGCCGCACUGGCCACCUGCGCUCCACCUCGCACGUUGGCAUUACACACGCGCACGCCGAAGCAAGUUCUUCCAUCAAUCUACGCGCGUUCAUCUCCCCUUUUAUUUUGCAGCUGCACCUCUCACGCCAGCCCCAGGAUACAGCGUGGAAUCUCUUUCCCCUUUCCGUGCGGUCUCCUAGGGAAGACCGGGAUCCGGCUGUGACGUGCGCUUGGGACGGCGAGUGGGAUCCCGGGCCUUGUCUCGCGUCCGACCGCGUUCCUCGCUCUGGCGCAACGCUGCUCCUCGCUCCUCUUGGCGUCCAGGCUACGUUCGUGGAUCGAUGGAUGAAGGCAGACAUCAACCUUCUGCAAAGGGAUGCAGCUAGAGACCACGCGGUCGGCGUGUCGACCUUGCAUGCUUGGGAGUCGAUGAAAGAGGAGCUCAAGACGCGGCUCCUUGCAAUGGGCUGUCUCAGCUCGCCGGAAGUGGAAGAGGAUCUGGAGAGGGAUCGUUACAUCCUUUGCAAGCGCCAAGAAAGCGAGAAUGAGAAUGAGAAUGAGAAUGAGAAGGACGGCGGUGGUGCCGCUGGCGCGCAAGGGCAAGUCCAACAAGGCGAAAAUGACACCAGCACGGGAAACACGCGCGUCUUCCUCUGGCUGCAAUCGCUUUGUUACCUUGCUGUACCUCGUCAUGUUGGCACUGAAGGGAGCCACGUCGAAGGGAUCAUCAGCGCAGGCGAAAAGACGAAGACGGCGUCGGUGAUUGUGCCAGCCGUGGAGCGACUCAAUUUUGCGACACCUCAGCGACUCGGAGAAGUGCUGGACAACUCUCGGAAAGCAUUGCAGCGCCUCGCCAGUGCCAGGACCAAGACCCGGCAGGAGGCUGCACCGCCGAUCACACCACCUCCGCCGCCGGCCCAGCUAUCGAUUGUCGAUGCGCAAGGCGGCGCACAAGUGGCACUGACUGCCACUGCUCUUAAAGGGGUAGCUCUUAAACAAGAGCCCUCAAUGCAAUCUGCUGUCGAGGAGCAGCCGCAAGAAUGGAGGUUGUCUCAUGCCGCGACCGCCGAAGAUGCAUGGUCCAGCUCCGAAGGUGAUGCAGACUUGUGGGGCGAAGCGGAUGGCGAAGACGGCAGAGAUGUGUCGCAUUCGAGCUCCGAUCGACAAGGCAUUGUUGUCGACUCUCCGAAUCUCAAGUGUACCUCUCCUACAGGGAACCAGGCAGAGUUACUGCCGCCAGCAGCUCAUAUCGACUCGGUCGAGGCAUUCGGAUCUGAUCACCCAAAUCCCGCCUUUGGCGUUGAGGCCUCUUCGGCACCUGCUAAACGUGCGUUCGAAGAUAUGGACAUCGUCACGGAUGUCGACUUUGACUUUUUCGGUGGGGGUGGCAUCGUUCUUGCUGAUCUACCAGCUGAUACCAACGUAGCAGCCAAGCAAGGCCAGCUUCACGCUUAUGAUGCACCUGCUCCGAACGCUGCAUUGGAAGGGCAUGCUUCUUCGGGUCCGCCCCACAGCACAUCUCUUGCUGCGCCCCUCUUGGUUCUGCAGCAGAUAUUUCCUCGCCAUCCAGCAGGCGCUGUCACUGGGACAACCUUUGCAAGCCUCGAUGCGCCAUCUCUACCCGCGUUCACUCCUGGCUCGUUGACAGCCUCUUCUCCUACCAUGGGCCCGCUCCUCGGCAAGACGCCGCAAACACCUGGAGACGAGCAGCAUUUCGUUCCGGACUCGGUAGCCAUUGCGAACUUUGACAAUGUCCGCUCCUCCGUCCAGCAGAGUGCCGAUGAGGAUCUGAGCGCAAAGUCGGUAGAUUACGACCUUGACUACCAUCUGCUCGGCUCAAUGCGGGCAAUGAUGCCACGUGAUCUGCCCACUGGUGAUAUGGCUUCCAAGUAUGAAGAGGGCAAAUUCGCCGUUCCGGUCGAUGGCAGCACAUCAACGCAGGCUAAACCGAAUGGCGAUGCUCCCGACCUGACAGUACAGUUGCAGGCACAGACACAGACGCGCCUACAGGCAAGCACAAAGGCGCAAGCACAGGGAAACCCGCAUUUGCAGGGACAGGCUCCACCUCGUAAGAAACGGCUGCUGGCCACUCUUCGCCACAGGCACAUGAAUGAUGAAGAGUUGUCCGAGCUGGGAACAGCAGAUGCUUCGGUCAGCGGACAAAGUGACUCUGAUGACAGUGACUCUGAAUCUGAGGCUGAUCGAGGGCAUGCAGUGGACGAAGUGCAGACGCUCAAGUCGCAGCUAGACCUUCUCUCGCAUGCCGUUAAAAUUGUCGUUGGGCGUGUGUCUGUGCAUUCCCGCACUCGCGCACUCACUGUACGCGGCCGGCAGACAUCAUCGGAUGCUCAAGUGGAGGAUCGGUUGUACAAUCCGUCCUGUACAAGGCUUCUGCAUUAUGGUGCUCGUGUUCAAGGUGACGCACAAGUCCAGUCCAUGGGUGACGAGUGUGAAGGUUGCGACGUCGCCGCAAGGGCCAUCAAAGACCCAAAGGCUUUCGCAGCGGGAUCAAUAUCGCGAGUUGGCACUUUGCAACUGCUAGAGCAAACGCAAAUGAUCGUGAGCAGCGCGGGGUCUGUCCUCAAGAUAAAUGCGGCCGCAGUGCCAUUUUGGAGUAAAUUGAAUCUGGCACCUGUUGCGGGUCGGAAGAACGUCACAUGUCUUUUGCUGGUCGAGGAGUCAUCUGAAGGCUUCAUUGGCGACACGCGGCGUCGACUUGACGUGUGGAAGUAUAGCUACGAGAGCAUGUCCUUGGGCACUUUCAGUCAAGUAGAUGUGGCCAUCAUCGCUGCCAGUGAUCCACGAACCCCUGCAUUAAGCGAGCUGAGAAUGGACAGCGAGCGUUGGAACAACACGAUCCACUCGUUGGGCACAAGAGUCAAUGCGGCUGCCGCACAUGACAAGUACACAGUGCUUUGGGUGGCUGGAUGCAAGGAAACACCCGAUCAAGAGAUCCUAGGGGCGAUACAGGUGGAUUUGCGGCUUCUGUGUCGCAAAGCAGGUAACCCGCAGCCAUUCGUGACGGUCGUGGAGCUUACCGCAAAACGACCUUCCUACCUCGACUGCUUAGCACUCUACGAUAGUAUCGAAAGCAGCUCGCCGCCGGAAGCUACGCGCCACCUCCACCGAGAGCUAACACCCUCCGGACACAGCUUCCAAAGUCCAGCAUUCGCCCUUGCACCUGCUACCUACCGUCAAUCGAAACAUUUCUCUUUGACGUGGCCGCAUGUCUCGGACUCUCACGAUGCAACUGACUACCUCGUUCACGUGGCCUACGACAUUGAUUUCACUGGCAGCAUCUGGACCGCAUGUAUCGACAAUAAAGCCCAGCUUUCGGAGACAAAGCAGUCGCCGAAGAGUGGCAAAACAUACGAUGACUUACUCACGGUCUGGACUAACGCGGUGUCUUUUGCCAGAAGGGCUUCGCAGAAAUGCACAAUUGUCCUCUGCCACAGCUGCUCAUCUAGGGAGGAAAUCCGACUGGGUUGCUUCAAGAACAUUGCGGCCGAGCAAAAGCCACCAUGGAUAGAACACGUGAUUUUCUUGUGCUUGGACCGGAGUACUCCAAUCGCCCUGCCAUGGGAGAGACUAGCUCCGCCAGGGCAUGAUUUUCCUCAGCAAGCUAAUGCAGCCCGCGACAACUCGCUCAUGCACGAUUCGUCUCGCCUGGAUCUCGCCUGGACCUUCCCGCCUGCGCGCCUUAUCCACGAUCUCUGUGACGUUUCACCUCUUGCAUCUGGCCUGUUGGCGUCUCGCCGCCUCUGCUCGGCGACCGCAUCUUCUUGGUCGACAGAGAACUACAUUCUUCACAUCCUAGCUACCGUGCCGGAAAGUUCCGCGGGAAUGGAAGAAGUCAUGCAACAAGUUCUCGUGUCUUUCCACGAGCUGAGAACGGUCACCAAGCUCCGACUUGCAUGCGACCUGCCGUUGCCGUGGCACGUGGCCGCCGUUCGAAUAUUCGCAGCUGCUAGUGCGAAGUAUUGAUGUAUCUCAUGCGCCUGCAUCUGUAGCAUAUGCGUUCGUCUACUGCCUAUUUGC
This is a messenger RNA of Tilletiaria anomala UBC 951, 5770 nucleotides long. RefSeq lists its product as uncharacterized. The record is from RefSeq and is a predicted model, not a curated record. The transcript is spliced from 5 exons. NCBI's taxonomy places the organism in Eukaryota, Fungi, Basidiomycota, Exobasidiomycetes, Georgefischeriales, Tilletiariaceae. Bases 410 to 5716 code for a protein of 1768 amino acids.